This is a messenger RNA of Coniophora puteana RWD-64-598 SS2, 2465 nucleotides long. Its product is annotated as TFIID and SAGA subunit. Gene Ontology annotation, biological process: transcription initiation at RNA polymerase II promoter. The record is from RefSeq and is a predicted model, not a curated record. Gene Ontology annotation, molecular function: protein binding; RNA polymerase II general transcription initiation factor activity. Bases 95 to 2431 code for a protein of 778 amino acids. Gene Ontology annotation, cellular component: transcription factor TFIID complex. The transcript has 9 exons. Lineage: Eukaryota; Fungi; Basidiomycota; Agaricomycetes; Boletales; Coniophoraceae.
GAGAGGCUCUCGUACAACUACAACCCGCCAUACGGCACUUGGUCACAUUCUUGAUCCACAUCUCUAACAUCGCUGCUGCCACUACCCUAGCCUUAUGUCAGCGAAUACUCCCCAAUCCUCUGGUGCAAUGUCCCCUGCUCAAGCCGAGGCAAGCAGCUCAACACCAACCGAUCGUCUGGUCUUGGAAUACCUUCGAUCCAGAGGGCAUGCCAAUGCAGUCAAGGCUCUGUCUGAUGUUCUUGGAACAGACCCAAGUACCUCCGCUAAAUCUUCUGAGACAACAGUAUCUUCUGAAGAGCUGCUCAAGGGCAUCGCGGUCUAUGCACAAAAGGCAUCACGGCCCGGUGAAAACUCUCUUAAGGAUAGUUCAAAUGCGGCUCAAGAGCUUAACUCCUUGAGCCCCUCAAACAUCCAGAACCUGCUCGCCAGCCUGGGCUCCAUAGGCGCUGAGGAGAUAUUGUCUACAGACCCCACCGACAAGCAGGAGGGAUUUCGUGAGCUAGAGUCUUGGGUGGAGGGCUCGUUGGACAUGUAUCGACCAGAAUUCAGACCAAUUUUGUUCCCCAUUUUUUGCCAUUUCUACUUGGAACUCGUCCAACGUGGAUUCAAAGAUGCCGCACUCAAGUUCUUUUCUUCAUUCUCUAACACUUUAGCCCCCGCCCACAAUGCAGUCCUCCAUCACCUGUCAACUCUUCUUCUGCCCGCCCAUGUUCAAAACGAUGAGCUGGCCCAGCGCUUUCGAAAUGAGAAGUAUGUUAUCAAAAUGAGUCGGUCUGGCUUUGGUCUUCUUGUGGGCUGGCUUACGGAAGGUGUUGGCGGAGAAGCAGUUGGGUCAGGAGAGGGCUUCUCGGGAGAAACUGGCAAAAGAGGGAGGUCGGCUGUGAUGCGUGUGGUAAACAACCACCUGCGCUUUGAUGUCACCGCGGCGAGCACGACUACACUUUCCUCAAGCGAAUGGGAAGAGUCGACUGGUUUACUGUCGUCUCUGAUACCGGGUUCCAGUUUAAGCUCGUCAAGCAUUCCUAGACCCCAGACAUUCAACUCCUCUAAGGGCGAACUGAAACUUGGACCUGCUCCCAUCUCCGAAGAACUCCGUGCUGAGACCGACCGCGUCCUUAGGGAACAUGCAAUGCUCGAUCGAGAUCCGGGUGCCCAGUAUGAUACAUAUUCUCGCCUUACCGCUCCACAAGGCCUUGUAUCUCCUGCGGUCGCAGACUUGCCCCCUCUUCCCCCCUCUUUCAAGACUGUAGAUGUUCAGAGAGAAGUUGAGAGAGUCAGAGACCAUCGUAAACGGAUCAGACUUGAACCAUCGUCACUUAAUUCUGUGGAUCUCAACUCCGCUGCGGGAACAGCAGCUAGAGCUAGAGGUUUACCUAGCAUAUGUGCUUAUACUCUACAUGAUGUUGGCGAGGGUUCACCAUGCAGUACCUUUUCCCCAGACAUAUCUCUGAUGGCAGCUGGGUUUGCGGAAAGUCAUAUACGCUUAUGGAGCCUGAAAGGUGAAAAGCUUAAAGCCCUCAAGAAUGAUUUAUCACCGAACUCCAUACGCGAUUCAACUUCAUUGUCCAAGCUGCAGGAAAAAGAUGGCACAACUUCGCGGAAGCUCAUAGGUCACAGUGGUCCCGUAUACUCUGUAGCAUUUGACCCUCUUUCGGGUUCUGCUGCUCCACCCAAAUAUCUUCUUUCUGCCUCUGCUGACGCUACUGUUCGUCUUUGGUCUUUGAACACUUAUACCAACGUCGUCGCCUACAGGGGUCAUCAAAAUCCCGUAUGGGAUGCGCAAUGGAGUCCUAUGGGCGUCUAUUUUGCGACUGGGAGCCGGGACAGAACGGCACGAUUGUGGUCAACAGAUCGAGUAUCUUGCUUGCGUAUAUACGCAGGGCAUUUAAGUGACGUUGACUGUGUAAGAUUUCAUCCGAACUCCCUUUACCUUGCCACCGGAUCCAGUGAUUGGACAGCACGACUGUGGGACGUACAGCGCGGUACCUGCAUCCGAGUGUUUAUCGGCCACCAAGGAACUUUGUCUUCUCUCGCGAUGAGUCCCGACGGGAAGUACCUUGCAAGUGCAGGAGAAGACUUGGCUAUCAACUUGUGGGACCUAGGCUCCGGCCGACGCAUCAAGAAAAUGACUGGUCACACUGCAUCCAUCUACUCACUUGCAUUCAGCGCGGAAUCCUCAUUAUUGGUCAGUGGAGGCGCUGAUUGGACUGUGCGAUGUUGGGAUGUCAAAUCUUCCGGCGGUCAAAAUAAAGCAAAGGAGAACGGUUCCUCGGAAGUAUCCCCAUUUCGUGGGGAAGAGAAUGAGAAUUUUGAAACUACCGACCUUGUUGCAACCUUCCCAACGAAGCGGACCCCUAUCCUGAAUGUUCACUUCACACCUCGCAACUUGUGUCUAGCAGCUGGGGUGUAUCUGGGCUCUGACCCUAAAUAGAUAUCAUAUGUCAGUGUUCUGCAAUAUCACUGGA